Rhodotorula graminis WP1 is the source of this 1617-nucleotide messenger RNA. RefSeq lists its product as uncharacterized. The transcript has 2 exons. NCBI's taxonomy places the organism in Eukaryota, Fungi, Basidiomycota, Microbotryomycetes, Sporidiobolales, Sporidiobolaceae. Bases 154 to 1617 code for a protein of 487 amino acids. The record is from RefSeq and is a predicted model, not a curated record.
GCGUUCCCGUACGCCCAGCCGUCGCCGCACGCCUCGUUCGUCCACGGUGGCCGACGAUCACGGUCACGACAUGGGCGCAGCAAGAGCUCGCGCACUCGGCUCCUGCACUCGCACGACGCCGACAGCGAGGACGACCCGCUCGUCGCGAGCUGGAUGACCGAGUCGUCGAACGCGUCGACCGCGACGUCGCCCCAUCACCCGACUCGCCCUUUGCCGCCGUCGCGCACGUCGAGCGGGACGCUCACCGUCCCUCCCUCGCCGACCCUCCCCGAGCGCGGGCGCACCCUGCAGCGCUCGGCCAUCCGCGCCCUCGAUUCCUCCCUCUCGACCAUCCACGGCUCGCCCUCGUCCCACGCCGGCUUCGGCUUCGGCCACGCGCCGCACCACCACACGAUCAACCACGUCGCCUUCACGGGCGAGCCGGACGAGGUCGUCCCGGCACGAGAGCGGGAGCGGCAGCGCACGAGCAGCAGCAGGAGCAGGCCGCCGCCAGCCUCGAGGCGGAGCACGGGCAUCGUGUUCCUCUCGGUCGGCGCGCUUUUCACGCUUGGGCACCUCGGCGGCGGCGGGGCGGUCGGAACGAUGGGCGUCGAGCGGGCAGGGCGAGCCUGGAGCUCGAGCCCGGCGCCGGUGCAGCCGGCGGGCUGGCGCAUCGGCGACGCACGGCACCCGGCCUACUUCCCCCUCCCGUCCUCUUCCUCUCGAUCCUCGCUCGACGUCUCGUACUCUCUCGCCAAGCGCUCGACCUUUCCUCUCGACGUCUCCUCGACCCCGGACGAGCCGGAGCGCGACGGCGACGACGACGACCGACCACCGACCCGCGAGUACGACUGGGAGCGCGUCGUGGGCCGCACGAGCGCGUGGGUGUGCACGACCGCCUACCUCACGAGCCGGCUACCGCAGAUCUGGCAGAAUUUCCGUCGUCGGUCCGUCGAAGGCCUCGCCAUGACCCUGUUCGCGGCCGCCUUCCUCGGCAAUUCGCUCUACGUCGCGUCCAUCCUCACCAACCCGCACGCGACCUCGGCGUCGUACCUCCUCGAGGCGAUGCCGUACCUCCUCGGCUCGGGCGGCACCCUGUGCUUCGACCUCAUGAUCAUCGGCCAGAGCUGGCUCUACUCGGAGAAGCGCAAGGCGCGGCGAGACCGGGAUCGGCGGCGGCGCAGCGCGCACGGGUUCGACGCCGAGGAGGAGGCGGCGCUGCUCGACGCCGACGGCGCUGAGGGCCGAGGAGCCGACGACGAGGCGUACAAGGGCGGGCGGCCGCCGCAGCGCAGCCGCUCGACGAGCACGCUCGGGUGCGCGCGCUCGGCGAGCACGAGCGGGAGCGGCCGGCGCGCGCUGUCGACGUCGCGCAGCGCGAGGAGGAGCGAGUCGACCGAGCUGCUGCCGGGCGGGUCGCGCCCUGCGCGCUUCCUCGCGUCGCCCCGAGGCGGCGAGCGCGGCGUGCCGCUCGGCGCGGACGACGAGGGCGAGCUGGACGAGGAGGGGAGCGACGGCGCGCCGUCGCGCAGCGUCAGCCGGGGCUCGAGCACGCGGGUCCUCUCGCGGCAGCCGAGCUUUCAGGCGAUCCAGGAGGAGGGCGAGUCGUCGGUGACGCUGCGGGCGGUCGACGACUGA